UCCCAGGUCUUGUGCGCCAUUUUGCACAUCAUUGUGAUAGCAUGCUUAAUUUUGUCCUCCACUUUACAAUGCGGACGGUUAAAUGUUCUAAUAAGAAACCUAAUAAUAUUGGUCCAUUACAUGACAAAUCUUGUGAUUUCAAAAUUAAAUGCUUGUUCCCUGUAAAUUCAAGACAUUGCCAAAGAAUCAACUCAUAGGGAAAAUUGCUAACGCAGAAUGUCAGUGAAUCAUUUAUUUGGAAACAAGAAGAGAAACAGCUCUCUAUUAUAUGGUGUGGAUCAGACAAGAGUUACUGCUUCAUUUUCGUCUCUCCAGAGAGCUACAAGCCAAAGUAACACUGGAAACCAUGAUGUUGGCUUUCCACCAAAUAAGCGUUAUAAAACUCUUGCUACAACUGGACCUAAAGAAGCUGAAGAUCCAUUUGGGGACUGUGAUGAUUUUACUGCAGAGGACUUGGAGGAGAUAGAUAUUAUUGCUACCCAGGCAUUGACUCAAAAUGUGACUUUAAAACCAAAUGCAUCAAGAGCAGAGCAAAAUACAGAACUGCCUUCACUGCCAAAAAGUACAAUCGAUACAACAGAUCAUAUCAAGCAAUGGAAUAUCAGCCUCACAACAGAGACAAAAUCUAAAGGAAAUAGUACAGAAGAAACAUCAUCUAACAAAUUUAAGCUUGAAAUACUUCAAGAACAAUAUGAGGAAGCUAAGAAAAAGCUGAAGACAAUGCAAGAUGAAAUCCUCAUAAAAAAUGGAGAAAUUAAAAUUUUACGAGACUCAAUGCAGAAGAUGGAAUCUGUUGUGGAAGAACAGCGGAAAUCAUAUGUGGUACUGGAAAAUGAAAAAGCUCAGACAUUAAAUGAAAAAGAAAAAGAGUUCUGCAAAAAGUUACAGUCUCUGCAGUCUGAACUACAGUUCAGAGAUGCUGAAAUGAAUGAGCUGAGAAUAAAGCUUUUGAACUGUGAAAGAAUUAAACCUAUUACAACUUCAGUUUCAUAUACCAGUCCUAAGAAGAGUCCUCCGAAGAUUGUAAAAAAUGAAGGAUGUAUUCAGAAUGAAAAAAAAGGUUAUCCCACAAAGUAUUCUUUUGGUUCUCAAAUAUCACCUAAAGCAUCCCAUUCUAAAUCACAGUUGCAAGGCCAAACUCCUUUGUUUAAUAAGGACAGUAAGAUGCCUGAACUUGAAGCUGAGCCUGUGAAGCAAGAAAUUAGUUAUGUCUGUACUCAAAGACAAGGUUCCAUUUUGAUAAACACACUGAUGAAGCAACCUAUUGUUCCAGAAUCAUCACUGGGUCUCUGCUACCUUCUUAGCCAUAAUUUUGAAUUUCAUCCUGAUACCACCAUGCAGCCCGAUUCUUCCAAUACAGGCUCUAUAAGAAGCUCCAGUGACAGAACUGAAAAUUCUCAAGAAGAAGAGUCUUCACUAAGAAUUGCUCAAAAACUUGCCUUAACUGGAUUAAAUUUAAUUGCUGUGGAUGAAGGUUCACUGGAAGAAAGCUCAGAUGAAAGCAGGAGACAAAUAUCUCACCCAAAGCGCUAUAAAAUUGCUGGAGCAGUGCAUCUUCUUCCUCUCUUGGACCAUCACAUUAGUGCAUACCACCAAGCCCUCUCGUUAAUGACAAAGACUGGAAACACCUCUUCUGGAAACCAAUCUGCUUGUUCCUCCAGAAGUUCCUCAAGUAGAACAUCAGCUAUAGAUGAUACCUUACUUACUCUGGAAGAGUUAGCACUUGUGUCUCUUGGCAUCCUUUAUUAUUUGGUAUUUUAUAGCUGGGAUGUUAUUUACACACUGCUCUCCCAUAAUAUGAAACCAGAUUCCAGUUUGGAAUGUGCAGAAAUGCAAGAAAAGGACAAAAGUGUCACUUGCAGUAAGCAGCUUAGAGCCAAUCCCCAGGAACCCAACACAGAACUAGGUGUUUCAAAUGCUGACCAGUCCCAACAUCCUUUGUUUAAAAAGCUACUGCAGCUCAUGGCUUCAUGUGCCACAUCAGCAGGGCGCCAGAGACAUGGCAUAAUGAAUCAGUGCCUGAGAGUUUUGGUGAAGUUGGCAGAAAGAUCGACGUCUGACUUAUUAUUAAGCUUCCAGCAUUUGUUGCAUAGCCAAACACAGACUUUUCUCCGCUGCAUAUCUCCUGAAACCCCCUUGUUUGCUGUCCAUCUAACAGUUAAGCUGUUAACAUUACUUGCUGAACACCAGGAGCUUGCUGGUCAGUUUUGUUCAAGUUCAGUGUUUUGUAAAAUUGUUUUUACAGAAACCUGUCUACUUUUGGCACUCUACAUGUAUAUCACGUCAAGACCAGAUAAAUCGGCAUCUGAGAUGCUUUGGCUACAGUUAGAACAAGAGACGGUUCGCUUCCUGACCAAGUGUGUGCAGUGUUGUAAUCUCUCUGUAUUACUUGUUGGAACGGAAUGCCAGUGCAACUCGGAGGUAGUGAAGGCUCUGAUUGUAAUGUUACAUAGACAGUGGCUGACAGUCAGAAAGGUGGAAGGAAACUUGUUCGAUGUGCAUGGAAAGCAAGUCAUUCAGUUUUUACGGGGCACUGUUUUACUCUUGCACAGCCUGUCUCAAAAGGAUAAACUCUUCCAUGAACAUUGCCUAGAAGUGCUCCAUCAGUAUGAUCAUGUCAUGCCUGGUGUCAGGGCAAUCCUCCGAAAAGCUGGAAGGCUGAAAGCCUGUGAAGAACUUGCAUUGGAUGAACUGUAUCCUUUGGAAGCAGAAGUUGAUGAUCAAGAAAUGGAAUGCAACUAAUCUCAACUAAACAUUGGACUGAUUAACUUUCGGAAAAGGCUGACUUUGCAACCUAACUGAAUACAAGGCUCAUAAACGUACAAUAUAAAAAAAAUGUACAAUUGGCCAAAGAUCAGUUAUCAGAAACUAUCACAGUUGAAAUAGUAUUUUUUUACUGUUUUAUUAGAUGAAUGUCCCAGUGUAAUGUAGAAUAUUAAAGCACUGAUAUCUGAAGAAUGUGAUAUUAAAAAUUACGUAUGUAAAAUAUUAUUGGACUUUGUGUAAUUUGAUCUCUUUAAAUAUUUGCCAUACUUUAUUAUUUAAUAGAGAUCAUAUUUUUUAACUGCAUAGGUGUUUUGUUUUUUAGAAAAUAUUAGUCUGACCGUAAUCAUAUCCUCACUUAACUGGGAAUAAAUCACUUUGAAGUCAGUAAAAUUCA
Molecule: messenger RNA, 3160 nt
Organism: Sceloporus undulatus (fence lizard)
Lineage: Eukaryota; Metazoa; Chordata; Lepidosauria; Squamata; Phrynosomatidae
Gene: ATRIP
Product: ATR interacting protein
Exons: 14
Coding region: 217-2742 (841 amino acids)
Biological process (GO): DNA damage checkpoint signaling; DNA repair
Source: RefSeq, a predicted model, not a curated record